Molecule: messenger RNA, 1938 nt
Organism: Panicum virgatum (switchgrass)
Lineage: Eukaryota; Viridiplantae; Streptophyta; Magnoliopsida; Poales; Poaceae
Product: ERI1 exoribonuclease 2-like
Exons: 2
Coding region: 145-1086 (313 amino acids)
Biological process (GO): exonucleolytic trimming to generate mature 3'-end of 5.8S rRNA from tricistronic rRNA transcript (SSU-rRNA, 5.8S rRNA, LSU-rRNA)
Molecular function (GO): zinc ion binding; 3'-5'-RNA exonuclease activity; nucleic acid binding
Source: RefSeq, a predicted model, not a curated record
UGUUGGCGUCAUCCGUACGCCACCCGCCGCUCCUCCGCCGCCGCCAUGGCGCCACCGCUCGUGUCCAAUAUCAAUUCCCAAAUCUGAUGCUAAGCAAAUUCUCGCGCAACACGCUCAAUCCCUCACGCACCCUCCGCUCAAGCGAUGCUCUGCCUCUCCUCCUCCUCCUCCGCCGCCGCCGCCGCCGCACCGUUCCAGCCGGCAGAUCCGGCGUCGCGAGGCGCCAUGGCGUGGCAGCAGCUGAGCUCCCGCACGCGGGGGUUCGAUCACUUUGUCGUGAUCGACUUUGAGGCGACCUGCGAAAGGAAUUCCAAGAUCUACCCGCAGGAAAUCAUCGAAUUUCCCGCGGUCCUCGUCGACGCCGCCACCGGCGGCCUCGUCGCCUCCUUCCGCACCUACGUGAAGCCGCGCCACCACCCGCGCCUGACCGCGUUCUGCUCCGAGCUGACGGGGAUCCAGCAGGAGCAGGUCGACGGCGGCGUAGAUCUCGCGACGGCGCUGGCCAUGCACGACGCGUGGCUGGCGGCGGCGGGCGCAGCCAAGAACCGCCUCGCCGUCGUCACCUGGGGUGAUUGGGAUUGCCGUACAAUGCUGGAGUCAGAAUGCAACUUCAAGGGACUUACAAAGCCUGCUUAUUUCGACAGAUGGAUCAACCUUCGCAUCCCCUUCGAGGCCGCGUUCGGUGCUGGGCGGCGCAACCUUCAGGAGGCAGUCAGGGAGGCGGGUCUGCAGUGGAGCGGCCGCCUCCACUGUGGGCUCGACGAUGCGCUCAAUACGGCCUGCCUCCUCGCCGAGCUGAUGCGGCGGGGAGUUCCCAUCUCCAUUACCGGCUCGCUGGUGCCGCCGCCACCGGAGCAGAAGCCUGAGGUGCAACUUCAGCAACAACUCUUGCCGGCGAAUCACAACUUCCGCUGGUGCGUCGGUGGCGCUGCUGCUACUGACUGCUGCUGCUACUGCUACUGCGGCGUGGCCGUCAGAGCCGACGUGGUGACGACGCCGGGCCCUAUGCAAGGACGCUGCUUCUUCAGCUGCGGGAACUGGACGCCGCUGGGGCCGAUGUGCCCGUUCUUUCUCUGGGCGGCUUGAUUGCCAGCCGUCCAGACUCCAACGCAUCGUCGUCAAUAUGGAAAUGUUGCCACCGCAGGCUGAUGUCACAAUCUUUUUCCUACAGAUAAGCUUCUUUCCUUUGUUUUUUUAUCUGCACUGCACUCAUGUAGCAUGUAUUUUUUUUUACUGAGUUUCCUGGUCUAAAUACUAUCAUCUCUUCUGUAGCGGACUUGAUGGUACUCGGACCACCCAAAGAGGCAGCAGAAAUGGAGACGUACAUCAUCACUUCGGCAUCAGACGUGAUGGCCAAUUGUCAUACCACCAAAAGACUUCGGCAGCAGAAAAGAAGACAUGAUCAAGCUGGUGUCACGUGGUCUUCGGCAAGGGGAUCCUCUCCACCCAGUGCUGUUCAUUCUAGUAAUGGACGUGCUGAAUUCUCUGAUCAAGUUUGCUAUCCAGCAGCAACUUCUGCAGCCACUUGCGGUUCAGCAUGUCACACACCGGUCCUCUUUCUACGCAGAUGAUGCCAUGGUCUCACGCGGAUCGGCAGCAGAAAAGGAGACUUGAUCAAGCUCUGGUGUCCAAAUUGAAUUUGCUUUCCAUCUUGGUUUUUUACAGGGGGUCAGACAGCUAGAGUUGGCUUGUUAGGAGUUUUACUCAAUGAUUAGUUGGGAGUUGUUGCUUGCCUUAUAAAUAUGAAAUCCAUAUAAUUGGAAGAUCAAGUAAUGAAAUCGAUCUAGUUUCCCCUAUCCCUUCUCUUGUGUAGAUGUGUAUAUGAGAUGAUACUUUGUCAAACAUGUCAUUUUUUUUACUUUUCUACAAUUUCUUUUUUUGACAACCUGUCUUCGGAUCAUGUUUUCAAUAAUGUUGUUGCAUUCCUGUUAACCAUUA